GCUAUAUAGCUACACUGUGAAAUGAUUUCCACGGCGGCUGACGAAGAUCCUGAAGGAGGAAGAAGAAGAGACCCUAAUAACGACGGCGAGACGACGACGACGACGAUACCGGACCUGCGAUGGAGAUCGUGGAUAAUCCCAAUAGUAGUGAUUGCAAACGUAGUCGUUUUCAUUGUUGUAAUGUACUUCAAUGAUUGUCCUCACAAAAGCCAUCGAUGUCUCGCAAAGUUCCUCGGACGUUUCUCAUUUGAGUCUUUCAAGUCAAAUCCUCUUCUCGGUCCUUCUUCCUCUACGUUGGAGAAAAUGGGAGCUUUGGCAUGGGGGGGAAAUAGUUCACAAGCGUCAAGUGUGGAGACUCUUACAUGUAUGUGGUUGCACGCUGGUGUUAUUCAUUUGCUAGCAAACAUGUGUUGUGUUGCCUUCAUUGGAGUUCGUCUCGAGCAGCAGUUUGGUUUUGUUCGAGUCGGGACGAUCUAUCUUGUAUCGGGUUUCUGCGGGAGCAUAUUAUCUUGUUUGUUUCUUCAGAAUGCUAUAUCUGUUGGUGCCUCAAGUGCUUUGUUUGGCCUUUUAGGAGCAAUGUUAUCUGAAUUGUUAAUCAAUUGGACUACUUAUGACAACAAGGGUGUGGCUUUAGUAAUGCUUUUGGUGAUUGUUGGUGUUAACUUAGGAUUAGGAACACUUCCUCCUGUCGAUAAUUUUGCUCACAUUGGAGGUUUCUUAGGCGGUUUUCUUCUCGGUUUUCUGCUCUUGAUUCAUCCGCAGUUCGAAUGGGAGGAAAACCGAGUUUCUCUUAUGCCUGGUACCAUUGUUAAACCGAAGUACAACACUUGCCAACUCGUGCUUUGCAUAAUUGCAUCCAUCGUCUUUGUCGCCGGAGAUUUGGCGUUUGAUUGGGCUACUAAACCGGACUUCUGUUUUGAUGAAUGUUAUACAAAUGUGCAGGUUUACUUCUGGGUUGGUGAUACUAUUCAGAGGAGAUAACUUGAAUAGAUAUUGUAAGUGGUG
This is a messenger RNA of Arabidopsis arenosa, 1005 nucleotides long. The record is from the annotation of a GenBank genome assembly. NCBI's taxonomy places the organism in Eukaryota, Viridiplantae, Streptophyta, Magnoliopsida, Brassicales, Brassicaceae.